This is a messenger RNA of Hypoxylon fragiforme, 1663 nucleotides long. RefSeq lists its product as uncharacterized. The record is from RefSeq and is a predicted model, not a curated record. Gene Ontology annotation, molecular function: metallocarboxypeptidase activity; zinc ion binding. Lineage: Eukaryota; Fungi; Ascomycota; Sordariomycetes; Xylariales; Hypoxylaceae. Gene Ontology annotation, biological process: proteolysis. The transcript has 5 exons. The coding region runs from base 386 to 1663 and encodes 425 amino acids.
CCUAUAGGUAGGUAUCUGUCAUUUUCCCCUUUUUCAUGUUCCUUGGGAUCUCAAGUUCGCAUACAACAGUCCCUAUUCUCGUAUUGACAGUGUCGAUAUUUUGCAUCAUCCUCACCUCAUUGUUGCCAAGCUUCAUAGAGGAUGAGUUUAGGAAGGAGACGACCAAAUUUUGCCAACCCGUACGACGUUGUGUUGCAUUAUUGCUCCAAACCCAACUACACAUACUUAUCUCUAUGGUGACUUUCCCGAUUAUUGACUGCUAUAGACUAUAUAUUAUAUAUAUAUAUAUAUAUAUAUAUAUUAGCUAGAUAGUUAACCUAAUGAUAUUUCUUCUUUUCACUCUGCCCAGAAAGUCUUCUUUGCCCACGUAGUCCACCCCCAGCCUAUGGUGAGGAUGAAGCUCUUUAGUAUUGUCUGGUUUACCAGCAUCAUCAGUGUCAAUGUCCAUGCCAGCCAGAACAACGAUGUUUCGUUCAACAAAUUCAAGGUAUAUAGGAUAGACGCAAACAGCCAAAGCACUAAUCUGAAGUCAAGCCUCGAGUCUCUGUCUGUCAUUGAACUUGCCCACGGCAUUGGUGACAAUGGCAGUCCAACACUUGAUGUCGCAGUUCCACCUGAGCAUCUUGCGGCCUUUGAAGCCUCUAACUUCAGUUCUAUUAUCCUAAGUGAAGACUUGGGAGUUGACAUCAUGGUUGAAGGCUCCUUGGGAAAGUAUCCAGGUCUUGACAACGAGGGCUUCCCAGAUCUUUCUUGGUUUGAUUCAUACCACGCAUACGAUGAUCAUAUACGAUUCUGGGCUGACCUCCAAGCGUCGUUUGCCAACAACUCGGAACUCAUCCAAGUAGGAUCCUCGUUCGAGGGGAGGCCCAUUCAGGGGAUUCACCUCUGGGGCAGGAACGGCAAAGACUCCAGACCAGCAGUUUUCUUCAAUGGCAACGUUCAUGCUCGGGAGUGGAUCACUUCCAUGGUCGUCGAGUAUCUCCUAUAUCAGAUAGUCACUGGAUAUGGCAACGACACCACUGUACAGGCCGCACUGGAUGACUUCGAUUUCUACGUCUUACCAGUCGUGAACCCGGAUGGGUUCGUCUAUUCCCAAACAGAUAACCGCCUCUGGAGAAAAAAUCGGCAAACGAGGGACAACACAACUGAAGUGGGAACGGACAUCAACCGGAACUGGUCUGUCGGAUUCGGAGGCGGCGGUUCUUCCUCCGACCCAGGCUCGGAGUCCUUUCGGGGCUACCAACCGGGCGACACGCCGGAAUGUGCCGCACUGAUGGACUUCGCCCAGAGCUUAGCUGCUGACAAGGGCAUCAAAUUAUAUAUCGACUGGCAUAGUUAUGCCCAGGUCAUCCUGCUGUCGUACGGUUAUACUUGUGACGAAUUUCCAGCGAAUAUUGACCAGCAAGUAAGCUUAGCAGGUGAAACGGCCGCCAGAAUUGCUCAGCCAUACAACACAAGCUUCGAUUAUGGACCGGGCUGCCUCGUCUUAUACCAGUCGAGUGGGAAUGGUAGAGAUUACAUGACGGAUGCUGCUAGGACGGAGUUUGGAUGGGGGGUUGAGUUAAGAUCAACUUCGUAUGGGUUUUUGCUCCCAGCUAACCAGAUCUUACCUAGUGGAAUAGAAGUAUGGGAGGGCAUGAAAUAUCUUUGGGUUAAUAUGUGA